AGCGCAUCUUAAAUCUCGUGAGAUUUGAGUGCAAUUUCAAAGUAGCAGGAUUUGUGGGUUUUAAGUUUUACUCUUUGGUCUUACACUAGUCUUGUAAAGUCACUACAUUGUUGGUCAACUAUGAAACAGAGUUGCGGAAUAACAUAAUGGGAGUUAUGGAACAGCUGUGGUUACAACAUGUAAUGGUAUUGUUCAAGAAUGGAGUCUAAAGCAGUACUUGUCAACGCCGUACCGCCUUAUGGAUAUAUAAUUGCUAACGAAAAGUGGAGAGGUUCUGUGCUGGAACAAGGCUUCAAAGGAAACAUUAAGAUCAUUUUCGAGGAACAGCUCGGCGUUGUUGACUUUCAUCUUUCAGACAAGAGCUGUAUUCUGUAUGUAUCAGAGAGUGACAUAGUGGCAGGCAGUGCUUACAAAAGGAAGAUUGUUCGCUUCAGAAAUGCUAACAGUAAUCUUCAAGGGAUUGUUGUUGUAGAGAAGACACGUCUCAGUGAACAGUACUUUCCCCCCUUGCAGAAGUUUGUGGUGCUGGAGCUGGGACUGAACCUGUUGCCUGUCUUGAGCCCAGCGGAGGCUUCCCAGCUUAUCAUUCAGCUGGUCCAUGGGGAAAGCAAGGAGAACCCCUUCCACAGGAAGAGCAUCUCCAGGCUGCUCGACCCUGUGGUUUUAUCUCUGGUCCAGCAAAUUCCUGGAGUGGGAAAGGUGAAGGCCCUGGCUCUUCUGCAGCGAUACUCCUCCAUUCACCAACUCAGCCAGGCCUCGAUCAGUGACCUUGAGCCCAUAGUAGGGCAGGCCACAGCUCAACACGUUUGGGGAUUCUUCCACAAACCACUGGUUUAGCAUAGUCCACUUGGGAUAUCUCAUUGAGAUAUGAGAUGUUCAAAAUGUUCUACAGCAAAAAGCCUAUAGUGUCUUUAAAGACCUAUAUAUUUGCUGUAGCCAGUUCACCUACAGAAGAUCUUAAGAACUAUGCUUGGAUGUACACACUCAAGAAUCAUUGAGAGGUAUUGCAUAUGUCUAUGGGUCAGGCUUUGAGACAUUCAUCUUUGAGGACUAUUAUUGACAUCUAUGUUGAGAUGCAGUUGUAGCAAUUUGAGAAAUUGUUGUUUCUAAACAUUCAAAGUUCUGUAAUCAAUGUUAUAUGUUAACUCGUUAUAUACACUGUCUGUGCAAAGAUCCAAUAUGAAGGAAUUAAGUAUUUUCACAAUUUACAUUUAAUCUGUGAUAGCUGAGUAAAACCAUUAUUUUGAAGUG
Messenger RNA from Clupea harengus (Atlantic herring), 1251 nucleotides. It is a transcript of the gene faap24, whose product is annotated as FA core complex associated protein 24. NCBI's taxonomy places the organism in Eukaryota, Metazoa, Chordata, Actinopteri, Clupeiformes, Clupeidae. The record is from RefSeq and is a predicted model, not a curated record. Gene Ontology annotation, cellular component: Fanconi anaemia nuclear complex. Gene Ontology annotation, molecular function: chromatin binding. Gene Ontology annotation, biological process: interstrand cross-link repair.